AGCUCCCUGCUACGACUUCCGUCUUUCCAUCGUCGCCAUUUUCGACUGAGAGUUGGCUUGUUUGUAAUGGAUAGCGUUAGCUAGCAGGCUGGCCUGACCACCAGAUCGAAUACAACACUAACUUGACUUAGUCAGAGAACUGGGUGUUCAAAGUUAUUCGUGUAUAUUGUUUUCAUGGGACGUGCACCCCAUCUGUCCUGCCCUGUUCUCAAGCUGAGCUAGCUAACUGCAACAGAUACAGCUAACAGGCUAGCUUAGUGAGCUAGCUGUGGAGCAUCAGCACCGGCUCAAAGGAGAGCGAACAUCCCCCUCUACCUGCCCGUCCCGAUCAGCUGAUUGACGUCUUUGUUGGCCCUUUAUGUAUUGAAGCAGCCUGCGUAAAGCUAGCCCACAGUGGUAUUCUACGGAGAGAUGUAUCAACUUCCAGUGAAUAACCUUACAAGGCUCAGGAAAGCUAGGAAACAUGUGAAAAGAGCACUUGGUGACAUUGGACUAGAGUACUGUAAGGAGGCAGCAGAGGAGUUUAAAGAGUUUUGCCCUGAUGAGCAAUAUGUACAGGCCAGUCUUUGCCUUGAUAUCUGCACAUGGGAUCCAUCAUAUUCUAAAACACAGGAAUACAGAUCAAAGCCAUUCUGCUGCACAGAGUGCCCGUUUUCUUCCAAGUACUACUCAGGCUACAAAAAUCACUUCCGCAAUGUACACAGGAAAAUCUUUGACAGUAAAAUUCUGCUCAACUGUCCUUACUGCUCAUUCACUGCAAGCAAAAGAACUUUGGAAACGCAUGUUAAAAUAUUCCACAUACCCAAAGCAGCACGGCAACAUUUUGGGAACCCACAGGGAGCUGCACUGGGAAAGAACAACAAAGUGCAAAUUGAUAGGAUCAGACCGGGAGAUGUGGAGAAAGCAAUGUACUUUUGCAAAAAGUGCACGUUCCGGGACACUCUUUACAAUGUUGUGAGAAGGCACAUCUACAGGGAACAUUUUCAGCAUAUUGUGUCACCAUAUCUUGGAAUGGUUUCUGAUUCAUCUGUCAAAAAUGGUGCUAAUUCUGUCAAUGGCAACAACAUCCUCUGUAAACGCUGCCAGUUUACCACUCGUAGCUAUGAAGCUUUAGUGCAGCAUGUUGUAGAGUACCACGAGCUCAUUGGUGCUCAAGUAACAACUAUGAUUGGACAUGCUAAUGUUAUUGUGUCCAGGCAACAAUCCUUGCCAGCUGCUUCUCAGAAGGCCCCACUGAUCAUUAGGGGCCACACAAUUAGAACUGAACCAAUACCACAACCAGUGAUUGGCUAUUUAAAGCCAAUAGCCCCUGUUGUUAAAAACCAGUACUCCAUCGCAGCCGGCAAGGUGCGCAUCAUACUUCCUGGGAAAAGCACUGUGGUUGAAAAUAAUGCUGCUGGUGUAAACACAUCACAGACACAGAAGUGGAAGAUAUGUACAGUUUGCAAUGAGCUUUUUCCUGAAAACCUCUACAAUGCUCAUUUUGAGAAUGCACACAAGGCAAAGAAAGUGUGGGCACUGGCCAAGUACAUCAUGAAAAUCCACAACUUCACCAGCAAGUGUCUGCUUUGCAACCGCUAUCUGCCCAGCGACACACUGCUUAACCACAUGCUAAUCCACGGGCUCACCUGUCCACAGUGCCAUGCUGCUUUCCACAAUGUUGAGAAAAUCAUCGAACACGUCGGCAAGGCUCAUCCCAAUGACUUUGUUGGACCCCCUGGUGCAUCACCCCUAACUUUUGAUCUCACCAUUAAACAAGAUAAGUCUAUAAACGUACAGCUUGUUGUGCUCACCUUCAACAUGAAGGAGUCGAUUAACGGUCAAGAUCAGUCUGCUCAGAAAGUUUCAAGGCUAGCCAAGCUAACCACUCCAAGAAUGAUUGAAAAGAAAAGUGAAGCACUUGUUCGAAACUUUGCAGGACUGAGCAAAAAAAUUGAGGUUGGGAAGACUCUGUGUCCCCUCUGUUUCACCAUCCUCAAAGGUCCCAUCUCCGAAGCUUUGGCCAUGCAUCUCAGGGAGCGACACCAAGUGCUCCAAACAAUGCAUCCUGUUGAAAAAAAGAUGACAUACAAGUGCAUUCAUUGCCUGGGGGUGUACACCAGUAACAUGGUGGCUUCCACAAUCACGCUGCAUCUUGUGCAGUGCAGAGCUGUUGGGAGGAGUCAGGCAAGCCAAGGCUUCAAGUCUGCUUUGACUCUCAACUCCUCCGGGGCUGGCUUCCUCAAGAGGCAGCCACCAACGCAGGUCUCGACCGACCCCAAGAAGAUGAAACUGAGCAAGGAGUCAAAUAUUUCCUCCACAACUGUUGGAGAUCAGUCCAUCCCUGACGGCCUUGCUCUUGAUCCUAGUAGCUACGAGCACAAGACGUACGAGGCCCGAAAAGAUUUCCUGACGGCCUACUUCAACCGGCGACCAUACCUUUCGAUCCGGGAAGAGGAGAUGCUGUCUGCAAGUCUGUGGCUCUGGAAAUCUGACAUUGCUACCCACUUUGCAAACAAGCGCAGGAUGUGCGAGAGACACUGCGAGUCCAGGAAGCUGUCUGUGCUGCUCGGCUUUGACAUGCACGCUGUAAAGAAAGUUAAGCAUGACUUGGAGUUUGUGGAAAGCACGAUUGUUGGCACCUUCACGGGGAGAUCUGUAGGCCUCAAGUCUGGUACUCCAAGCACAGACCAAAACAAGCAAAGUGAGACACUAAACUGUACCUUAAAACUCAGUACAUGCACAGAGACAAUUUCCAUUGACUCAGACAGUGAAACAGAAACAGUGGAUAAACCUACUGAGAAUGGAAAUGUUGACACAAACCAAGAUGAGAAUGUACAAUCUGAGGAGCCAGCAAACCUGUCAGAAGAGGCUGAACCUUUGAACCCUGACGACCCCUCUAGUGAAAAGGAGAGCUCUUUGCCAGAUGGGAAAGCAAAUGCUAUGAUGACAUUGUGUUAGUGUCGCUGCUAAGCAGUGUGCUUUGUAAACAGUAUUUAAGGCAAACAAAAAAACAGGUCUAAAGGUGAUUACAAAUCACAAAUAUUUGGUCAAAUGGCAUGAGUGACUAAAACUACAAUUUUCGAUUUUGGCCUUGUUACAUUUUUGGAGAAGAGGGUGGGGGGAAUGACAUAUAGUGCAUAAAUACAGUGGAGGAAAUAAGUAUUUGUUCCCCUGCCAAUUUAAUUUAACCACAACAGUUCCCCCCCCCCCAAGCAUAAUGUUUCCCCCUCCGUUCUUGAUGCUGGGGAUGUUGUUCCUCGGGUUCAGCAUUUCUCUUCCUCCAAACAUGACAUGUCAAGUUGUAUAUGGCAUAUAAGUGACAUUGUAUAUAUUUUAGCCAUUAUUCUUUUGAUAGUUUCCUCCUAUGUUAUUCAUCUUAACUGUCACAAGAUUUGUUAAAUGAUUAUUCCAACUUCACAAAUCAUUUAUAAGUCCCACAGUGGGGAAAUGUACAAAGUAGGAACUACUCGGCGGUGAUUAGGAGCGCUGUUUCAAGGCUGCCACUGGAACUUUCCAACUUACAUAUUUUUUUCCUUUGUGACAAGAAACUGUAAUAAUUGUCAUUUCACAUUUAAAACGUGUAGGAUAUGCUAAAUGCUUAUGUACAUGUUUUAACAAAUAUGUUUGUUUAAUAAAAACAUUUAAGUCUG
Eleginops maclovinus (Patagonian blennie) is the source of this 3632-nucleotide messenger RNA. It is a transcript of the gene adnpa, whose product is annotated as activity-dependent neuroprotector homeobox a. NCBI's taxonomy places the organism in Eukaryota, Metazoa, Chordata, Actinopteri, Perciformes, Eleginopidae. Gene Ontology annotation, biological process: regulation of gene expression. Bases 412 to 2940 code for a protein of 842 amino acids. Gene Ontology annotation, cellular component: nucleus. Gene Ontology annotation, molecular function: DNA binding. The transcript is spliced from 4 exons. The record is from RefSeq and is a predicted model, not a curated record.